Molecule: messenger RNA, 1317 nt
Organism: Symbiodinium pilosum
Lineage: Eukaryota; Dinophyceae; Suessiales; Symbiodiniaceae
Source: the annotation of a GenBank genome assembly
AUGCUGCGUGACCAGAAGGAGCGAUUUAUUCGACAAGGUCUUCAUAGAAGUCACCUUGAAGAUGCUGGCAGCUUUGUGAGCCACAUUCGGGAUCUCAUCAGAGAAAUCGAAGAGAAUUAUGUCUUGUCAAUGAAAUUUGCGAAGGUGAAGAGUGAUUUAAUUUUGGAGAUGGGAACUCCGUAUGCUUGUGUCCGGGAUGACACACCCUUCGCGCCUUUGUUAACGAAUUUCUUGCCCAUAGAGCCACCGCAGUAUGGGCUGGUUCCUCACCAGGCGGUCCUUGUGCGGCAGCAGCAAAUAGCCUCGAUUCUCGCCGUGACUGUGGGGCUAUUUGGCAUUUUGAUGCUGAUUCCGCAGCUCGUGGCAUCUGGGCUUCUUGCCUACUCGUUUGGGAUUCGGCAUGCUGUUGAUGUAGACCACAUCGCUGCGAUAGACAACAUCACACGAAAGCUGACAACCAACAACAGCAGUCCACGCACAGUGGGAAUGUUCUUUGCUCUUGGACAUUCUCUGGUAGUUGUAUUGGCCUGUUGUGCUAUCCUGGUGACGCAGCACUUCAUGAAAGACAUGCUCGGCACCUUCCACCAGUACGGCAGCGUGAUCGGAGUAGCAGUAUCUGGAAGCUUUUUACUAGUGCUGGGUACUCUAAACUUAUGGACCACUCGGCAGCUAUGGAUGGCGUGGAAGGGCGAGGGCGAGAGCCACAGCCAUGAUGUUUCCAUGGGCUUUUGCCUCAGAUGUUGCCCCAGACUCUUCCAAGCUAUCUCACAGCCGUGGCAUAUGUUGUUCGUGGGCUUUCUCUUUGGAUUGGGGUUUGACACUUCCACGGAGGUGGGUCUCUUGGGCGUGGUUGCCGUGUCAAAUGGACUGGCCGUGCCGGCAAGUAUCCUGCUUUUGCCCUUACUUUUCACGUCCGGCAUGUGCCUUCUUGACACCCUGAAUGGUUUCCUGAUGGCCUGGAUCUACCGUACAUCUUUGGAGGAUGACAAGCAGAAGAUCUACUUCAAUCUCUUUGUCACCGCAACGUCAGGUUCGGUUGCACUUCUAGUUGGACUUGUUGAAUUGCUGGGGCUGCUGGCCAACAAGGCAAAUCUAAAUGGUUGGUUCUGGGAGACUGUGCAGUCUGCCAAUGACCACUUUGAGAUUCUAGGCAUAGCCGUCGUCUGCACAUUUCUGUUGGCGAUGGCGGUUGCAAUGUGUUGCUUCAGACGAGUGUUCAGGAACCGUCAAGCAGGGGCGGAAUCUUCCAUGUACAUAGAACGAGAUCUCCUGCGUUAUGUCCAGAGUGGACAGUUUAUCGAUCGGUCUGGUGUUUAA